AUGCUGCUUCUUCCAAAGUCUCCAGCGAUUGGGCAAAUAAUAAGAUCGAAACUCGGAUCCGGUUUAAUACGGAGCCGUUCACCAAUUAUAUUGUCUGUAUCAAGGUUAUCAACCCAGAGGCCUUUAUUAUUCAAUUCAGUCGGAAAUUUAUGGAACCAAGCACAAAAGGAUCCAAGUCACAAAGAGUCGAUUGGGCUUCCCCCCUCAGCUUUAAAGGUGAAAGCCCAGGUAAAAAAGGUCAGCAAGGCCCCAACUCUCUCAGAGUUGAAAAUCUUGAAAGAUCUUUUUCGUUAUAUUUGGCCUAAAGAGAACAAUAAAGUAAGAGUAAGGGUGUUGGUUGCACUUGGACUGUUGAUAUCUGCGAAAAUUUUAAACGUUCAGGUGCCUUUUUUUUUUAAGCAAACCAUUGAUUCAAUGAAUAUAGCAUGGGACGAUCCUACAGUUGCGCUUCCUGCAGCUAUUGGAUUAACCAUUCUCUGCUACGGUGUCGCAAGGUUUGGUUCUGUUUUAUUUGGUGAGUUAAGAAACGCUGUUUUUGCUAGGGUAGCGCAAAAUGCUAUCAGAACCGUAUCACUGCAAACUUUCCAGCACCUUAUGAAGUUGGAUUUGGGUUGGCAUUUGAGUAGACAAACUGGUGGUUUAACGAGAGCUAUGGAUAGAGGUACAAAAGGUAUAUCUCAAGUCCUAACUGCCAUGGUAUUUCAUAUUAUUCCGAUCAGUUUUGAAAUAUCUGUAGUUUGUGGGAUCUUGACGUAUCAAUUUGGUGCGUCAUUUGCUGCCAUAACAUUUAGUACAAUGCUUUUGUACUCCAUGUUCACUAUAAAGACAACAGCAUGGAGAACGAAAUUUAGAAGAGACGCUAACAAGGCCGAUAAUAAAGCUGCCAGUGUGGCGUUAGACUCUUUGAUUAAUUUUGAGGCGGUGAAAUACUUUAAUAAUGAGAAAUACCUCUCAGAUAAGUACAAUAGUUCAUUGAUUAGCUAUCGAGACUCUCAAAUCAAGGUAUCACAAUCGCUAGCCUUUUUGAACUCCGGUCAAAACUUGAUUUUUACUACUGCCUUAACAGCUAUGAUGUAUAUGGGCUGUACUGGUGUUAUUGGUGGAAACUUGACAGUAGGUGACUUGGUAUUAAUCAAUCAGUUGGUUUUUCAGCUAUCGGUGCCGCUAAAUUUCCUGGGUAGUGUUUACAGAGAUUUGAAGCAGUCUUUAAUUGAUAUGGAAACUUUGUUCAAGUUAAGGAGAAAUGAGGUUAAAAUAAAGAAUGCAGAACGCCCUUUAAUGCUACCAGAACAUGUACCUUACGACAUUACUUUUGAGAACGUCACGUUUGGGUAUCAUCCGGAUAGAAAGAUUUUAAAGAAUGCUAGCUUCACUAUCCCAGCAGGCUGGAAAACGGCAAUAGUUGGGUCAUCAGGCAGUGGUAAAUCCACAAUUUUGAAGUUAGUCUUCAGAUUUUAUGAUCCUGAAAGUGGAAGGAUCCUUAUAAACGGUCGCGACAUCAGGGAAUAUGACAUAAAUGCAUUAAGAAAGGUGAUCGGUGUAGUACCACAAGACACACCACUUUUCAACGACACCAUCUGGGAAAAUGUGAAAUUUGGCCGUAUUGACGCAACGGACGAAGAAGUGAUGACUGUUGUAGAGAAAGCUCAAUUAGCGCCUUUAAUAAAAAAACUCCCACAGGGAUUUGACACUAUCGUAGGCGAGAGAGGGUUGAUGAUUAGCGGUGGUGAAAAGCAAAGGCUGGCAAUCGCAAGGGUACUAUUGAAAAAUGCAAAGAUCAUGUUUUUUGAUGAGGCCACAAGUGCGUUGGAUACACACACAGAGCAAGCCCUAUUACGUACUAUUAGAAGUAAUUUUACGUCUGGUUCGAGAACAAGUGUCUAUAUCGCACAUAGAUUGAGGACCAUUGCGGAUGCGGACAAGAUCAUUGUCCUUGACAACGGAAGAGUAAGGGAGGAAGGUAAGCAUCUUGAACUUUUGGCGACGCCAAAUUCGUUGUACCGCGAAUUAUGGACCAUACAAGAAGAUCUAGAUCAUUUAGAAAAUGAACUUAAAGACGAAUAA
Saccharomyces mikatae IFO 1815 is the source of this 2064-nucleotide messenger RNA. It is a transcript of the gene ATM1, whose product is annotated as ATP-binding cassette Fe/S cluster precursor transporter ATM1. Gene Ontology annotation, biological process: intracellular iron ion homeostasis; transmembrane transport. The transcript has a single exon. The record is from RefSeq and is a predicted model, not a curated record. Gene Ontology annotation, cellular component: mitochondrial inner membrane. The coding region runs from base 1 to 2064 and encodes 687 amino acids. Gene Ontology annotation, molecular function: ATP binding; ABC-type transporter activity; ATP hydrolysis activity. Lineage: Eukaryota; Fungi; Ascomycota; Saccharomycetes; Saccharomycetales; Saccharomycetaceae.